This is a messenger RNA of Cetraspora pellucida, 184 nucleotides long. Lineage: Eukaryota; Fungi; Glomeromycota; Glomeromycetes; Diversisporales; Gigasporaceae. The record is from the annotation of a GenBank genome assembly.
UCCUAAAUAUGAUAGCCCUGAUGUUUCUGAAUAUAAUAGUUCUAAUAUUUCUGAAUGUAAUAGUCCUGAUGGUUCUAAACAAGAUGGUUCUGAAUGCAUUAGUUCUGAAUGUAGUGGUUCUGAAUAUGAUUGUCUUGAAUGCAAUAGGAAGUUUAUUUUUGACGAAUCUUUUAAAGGUGACUGA